This is a messenger RNA of Paramuricea clavata, 822 nucleotides long. The record is from the annotation of a GenBank genome assembly. NCBI's taxonomy places the organism in Eukaryota, Metazoa, Cnidaria, Anthozoa, Malacalcyonacea, Plexauridae.
AUGGCGUUACCAACACACGCUUCCAAACGCUCUAUAAAAAGUUUGAAUGAAUCUUUAAAUAAAACGCCCAUGAAAAACAAAGGAUCUAAAAUACCAAAGAUGAGUGACUCGCCGAUGGCAAGGGGUGAAAAAGAAGAACAUAAAGCAAUAAAUCUUGAAGAUAUUCACAGUUUGAUUGUCACGAUGAACCAAAAGCUAAAUAAACUCGACACGAUUGAGGCACAAAUCUGCGAGAUGAAAAAAGAACUAAACGAAGUGAAGCACUCGGUAGAUUACGCACACGAAGAAAUAAAUGAUCUGAAAACAGAAAGUGAAAGGAAGGUCAAGAUCCAGAAAGAAACGUCCGAUCGCAUCGACAAAUUAGAAGCCGAAAAUAUAAAGCUACACAAUGCCGUCAUUGAUCUCCAAGCGAGAUCAAUGCGAGAUAAUCUGAUAUUUUAUAAUAUCCAAGAGAGAGAGCACGAAAAUACAACAAAGAUAAUUCAUGAUCUUCUUGAAGAGAAAAUCGGUAUGGUAAAUGCGAAAGAAACGGUCAAAAUAGACAGAUCACAUCGUUUAGGAAAGAGAAGAAAUGAGCCGAGUAAACCUCGACCAAUAAUAGUAAAAUUUAACUAUCAUCAGGACCGGGAAUUCGUUAGACUUAAUGCUAAAAAGCUUAAAGGCACAAACUUUGGCAUAUCUGAACAGUUUCCCACAGAGAUCGAACAAACAAGAAGGACUUUAUAUCCGGAACUUAAAAAAGCAAAGGCUGCGGGGAAGAAAGUAAAUAUGGUAAGGGAUAAACUCUUUAUUGACGGGGUGUUGUAUAAACCAACAGUCUAG